UAAAAGUGAUCGAUACUCCUUAUGGGUAAUCAAUGGUUUCUCUACUUUCUUUUGUUCACUUUAGAAAACAAUGGAGCUGAAAUUGAAUAUAUCUUUUAUUCAAACGCCACUCACAUUUCCUAUGUUUCUAUUGAUGGCGGAGAAUCUAAAGCCUUGGUGAAGACACCAAGCGCGACCCUUGGUUACGACGAACUGAACUACCGCCUUUGGUAUUAUAAGGACGGUGAGAAACUUUACAACUCAAAUUUGGAUGGGAGUGAUUUGAAAAAUGUUUCGGUUCCAUCAAAUUUCGGUCCUUUUGCUGUUGAUGCAGCGAAUCAAAGUGUCUAUUAUCUCACGAAGACUGAUUUUAACCUUAAAUUGAUUGACUACGAUGGGAACGACUUACCAGAUAUUGGUGUAUCACCAGACAAUGAUUUCAGGGAUUUGCAAAUCGACACCCAUAACAGAACAAUAUUUUUCACCACUGAUCUUACAAACAAUCGAAAUCUCAUCCGGUACAGUCUUGCUGAUGGAACUGUUCAAACUCUUCACUCUGGUGUUCCUGGAAUAGGCACUAAUCUUGCGCUUGAUAUCGUGAAUAAAACCGUAUACUGGAUUCUAUUUACUUCUGAGACAAAUUACAAGAUAUUAAAAACAACGUACGAUGGUCAGACUACACAGAUAGGAACAGAUCAAUCAGGAAAUAUUUCAACCGUGGACAUUGCAGAUCGAAAUGGAUAUUAUUAUUUCCUCGAUACAACAACAUCGAAAAUUGAUAAAUAUAAUAAAUCGUCAGAUGAAGUGGCUACUACGAUUUCACUUUCAACUGAAGCCACAAGAAUUAUUGUUGUAUCUGAUAAAGACCAUUGUGCUUUGAAUAAUAUGUGUCCUGCAAACUCGACAUGUACGAACUCCCCUGGCACUAUUGUAUGUUCAUGUGACACUGGUUUCACUGGAAAUCAAACAUAUUGCAAAGAUAUCGAUGAGUGUUUAAAUAGUCCAUGUGGAUACAAUACAAACUGCACAAACACCUUUGGUUCUUACAUUUGUAAAUGUCAAACAGGAUAUGAGGGAAAUGGAACAAAUUGUACAGAUAUUGAUGAAUGUUUGGCUAACCCAUGUGGUUUCAACGCAAACUGUACAAACACUGGUGGUUCAUACCUUUGUGAAUGUAAAACCGGGUAUGAAGGAAAUGGAACAAAUUGUACAGAUAUCAAUGAAUGUGAAAUGGAUCCAUGUGGUUUUAAUUCCAAGUGCACAAACACCAAUGGCUCGUUUAUUUGUGAAUGCCAAACUGGAUUUGAAGGAAGUGGAAUAAAUUGUAUCGACAUAGAUGAAUGUCAGUCAUCUUCUUGUGGUUACAAUGCAAAUUGCACCAACAAUGUUGGUUCUUAUGACUGUGAGUGCAAGACUGGAUAUACAGGAAAUGGAACAAACUGUACAGAUAUCAAUGAAUGUCAAACAAAUCCUUGUGAUGGAAAUGCAAAUUGUACUAAUAACGAUGGCUCAUAUGUGUGUACCUGCCAUGAAGGCUAUUCUGGAAACGGCGCUAGCUGUACAGACAUCGAUGAAUGUGCGGAGGGUGAUCCAUGUGGUUUCAAUACGAAUUGUAUGAACACUAAUGGUUCUUACACGUGCGAGUGCUUAUCUGGGUUUGAAGGGAAUGGAACAAAUUGCACAGAUAUCAACGAAUGUGAACGAAAUGCUUCCUGUCAUACAAAUGCAACUUGCACAAACGUGGAUGGAUCAUACUAUUGCGCUUGCAAAGCAAACUACAGUGGUGAUGGCUUCUUUUGUGAAGUGUUGACGUGCAAAGUGGAAGCCAUAUACUAUGCAACAACCGAUGAUAUCAAAGGCGUAUUUUCUGACGGUAACACGACUGUGACCAUAUUAUCCGCAACCAACGUGAAACUAAAUUAUGAUUCUGGGACUAAAAGACUCCUCUACUACGAUGGCACCAGUCUGAUCACAGUUAAACUGGACGGAAGUAAUGCAACCACGAUAGCAUCUCUCACGACCAUCUCUCGGUUUACAGUAGAUCAUAUAACAAGAAAGGUCUACUACGUUACUGGACUAUUCAAAUCACUAAAUGUUAUUGACUUGAAUACUGGAAAUAUAACGGAGCUUAAUCCAACCAAUAUUUCUAAUGUUGACGACUUGGAUAGUGAUCCAGAUAGCAGUUCCCUUGUAUUGGCUGACGCCACCAGAGGAGACAUUGUUCGCUAUUUUCUCGACAAAGACACAAAUGAAGUUGUUUACCAUAACGACACAUCACCAAAAUACCUGAUAGUUGAUCCUCAGUAUGAAGUUAUUUAUUGGAUUGAUUAUAUCGAUGCUAGUGAUAGGUAUUCUCUUAUGAAGACAUAUUUCAAUGGUUCAACGUCUGAAGUCAAGUUCUACCCUGGUACAACAAGUUCAGUGAACGUUGCAAAAGGGAAAGAUAAUUUAUAUGCAAUGGAUAGCACAAGGAAACGUAUAGAUGUGUUUGACAGACGCACUGCUACUUUCCAAGUUUCAUUUUUUCUUAGUGAUUCACCACAAGAAAUAACUGUUGUUGAAGAUUUGGAUGAAUGUUGUGUUGGUGGAUAUUGUCAUGAUAAUGCAACGUGUACAAACACACCAGGAAGUUAUUUUUGCACAUGCAAGGAAGGCUAUACUGGGAUAGGAACUAAUUGUGAAGACGUUGACGAAUGUGUAACAUCUCCCCCAUGUCAUUCCAAUGCUACGUGCAAUAACCCAGAUGGAUCUUAUAUUUGCACAUGUAAUUCUGGAUAUACUGGAGAUGGUUUCAACUGCUCGGGCAAUGGUUACAACUGUACAGUGUUGACGUGCAAAGUGGAAGCCAUAUACUAUGCAACAACCGAUGCUAUCAAAGGCGUAUUUUCUGACGGUAACACGACCGUGACCAUAUUAUCCGCAACCGACGUGAAACUAAAUUAUGAUUCUGGGACUAAAAGACUCCUCUACUACGAUGGCACCAGUCUUAUCACAGUUAAACUGGACGGAAGUAGUGCAACCACGAUAGCAUCUCUCACGACCAUCUCUCGAUUUACAGUAGAUCAUAUAACAAGAAAGGUCUACUACGUUACUGGACUAUUCAAAUCACUAAAUGUUAUUGACUUGAAUACUGGAAAUACAACGAAGCUUAAUCCAACCAAUAUUGCUAAUGUUGACGACUUGGAUUGUGAUCCAGAUAACAGUUCCCUUGUAUUGGCUGACGCCACCAGAGGAGACAUUGUUCGCUAUUUUCUCGACAAAGACACAAAUGAAGUUGUUUACCAUAACGACACAUCACCAAAAUACCUGAUAGUUGAUCCUCAGUAUGAAGUUAUUUAUUGGAUUGAUUAUAUCGAUGCUAGUGAUAGGUAUUCUCUUAUGAAGACAUAUUUCAAUGGUUCAACGUCUGAAGUCAAGUUCUACCCUGGUACAACAAGUUCAGUGAACGUUGCAAAAGGGAAAGAUAAUUUAUAUGCAAUGGAUAGCACAAGGAAACGUAUAGAUGUGUUUGACAGACGCACUGCUACUUUCCAAGUUUCAUUUUUUCUUAGUGAUUCACCACAAGAAAUAACUGUUGUUGAAGAUUUGGAUGAAUGUUGUGUUGGUGGAUAUUGUCAUGAUAAUGCAACGUGUACAAACACACCAGGAAGUUACUUCUGCUCAUGCAAGGAAGGCUAUACUGGGAUAGGAACUAAUUGUGAAGAUUUAAAUGAAUGCUUAACAUCUCCAUCAUGUCAUUCAAAUGCUACGUGCAAUAACACAGAUGGAUCAUAUAUUUGUACAUGUUAUUCUGGAUAUAAAGGAGACGGAUGUUGA
Messenger RNA from Dendronephthya gigantea, 3795 nucleotides. Its product is annotated as extracellular matrix protein A-like. Gene Ontology annotation, molecular function: calcium ion binding. NCBI's taxonomy places the organism in Eukaryota, Metazoa, Cnidaria, Anthozoa, Malacalcyonacea, Nephtheidae. The record is from RefSeq and is a predicted model, not a curated record. The transcript has 21 exons. The coding region runs from base 22 to 3795 and encodes 1257 amino acids.